AUGGCCCCGACAAAGCCGAAUCCUCGAACUGUGCUCUUCCUGAAGGAACUCUACAAGAGCUUCCUCUCUGACGAGAACUUUGUGGAGCAGCGGCUGGAGGCCAUAUGCAAAGAGCACAGCAUCGGCCCGAAGAAGCUGGCUCGCUGCCUGAAGCGUGGCAUUGUUCCGGUCAGUUUUUCGUUCGUGGACGUGCGAGGGCGGACCAUCACAGAAGCUGAUGUCGAAAUGAACCCCGUCAACUUCGAGUUCUUGCAGAACUACCUGGGCCUUUUUCCUCAAAUCCCUACGGCGAGAGAAUCUCAGGAAGCACUAUCCAGUCUGGCAAUGGAGUAUGGCAUCGUGUCGAAGAACAUUUCGAAAGGGCAGCUGAAGGACUGGGCAGUGACAGAAACUGGGCUCCACCGAGCCCUCGGGGCUUACGUGCACAGGAGGCUCGGAGCGAACUCCGGGGCGAGGCUUGGGCACGAGAGGAUGGCGAUGUUGAAGCGCAUCGUGAGGAUGGUCCGAGGAAUGAAUCCUGAGGCUGAUCCAAAGAAAAUCCCGUAUGGAAUGGACAAUGACGAAACACAAGUGGUGGCAGGAUAUGAUGAUGAAGACGACGAUGUCAUCAUUGUCGAGCCCCACAAGAGCAUCCUCACUUGCAGCCAAAGUGACAUGGAGGACUCACAAGGUGAGGAAGCUCAAUUUGAGCCGCCUCAACCAGUGACGGAGACUUCGACAUCGGCCCCCGUGCUUCGCAAGGCUGCUGCGAUUCGCAGCUCUCAGUUUUCGAGCUCUGCAGAGUUUCUGGAAGAAGGAGAUGUUCCACGGCCAUCGAGAUCCCCAACACCGUCCCCACCAAGAUCUUCGAUGAAGAAGAGAAGGAGGAAAGAGGGCAUGCUUUCGGAUUCGCCUUCUUCGAAGGCACCUGUUGCUUCGAGCUCAGCACCGGCAAUAUCGGAGAAACAGAGUGAGGAAACACAGGAGGUGGCUGACAAGAAGCAAUUUGGUGUGGAGGUGACCAUGUGCCCGGGGAAUACCCCAGAGAAGUGUCCCAAGCUCGAGGACGCCAAGCCGAUGGAAUUCCCAGAUAGCCAGCCGAUUUUCGAGCCGUGGCCAAUCGAAGUACCGGAUGCCAGUCCUCCCAGUGGCAAACCCAAGGCGGCAGAUGGCGAGCUCACAACAUCAGAUCCAGCAGCAGAUGAGGAUGCUUUUGAUGAGGAUGAUGGGAGGCUGCCGCUGACUUCUGUGCCCUGGCCAGUUUGGCAGACGACAGACCAAAGGCUGGCUGAAGCCGACAAAUUAAUUGAGGAUCUCGAGAAGAAGACAGGCCCCUUAAGCGACAAUGUCUUGCAGGAGCAAAGAAAGCUUCGCAAAACGAUACGUGAAGGGCCAGAAGAAGAAGACGCUGAUGAGGACAAGGGGCCUGAAUCCAAAGCCAAGCCAAAAGCAAAAGCAAAGGCAAAGGCAAAAGCAAAAGCAAAAUCAAAAGGCAAAGCAAAAGCAAAAGCAAAAGCAAAAGGAACACCGGAGACCAAAGCCGUGUUGGAACAUGACAGGGAAGCAGAUGAGGUGUUGAGUGAGGCUUUGGAGCUAGAGCAGGAAGAGCAGGAGGUCAAGAAUGAUGUUCGCCUAGAAGCCGAUGAAGAUGAAAAGCAGCCUAAGAAGAGCAAAGGAAAGAAAAAAAGAGGCAAGAAAAGCAGAGGGCAUCUUCAUGAAGCCGAAGGAAAGGAUAAUGCAGGAGGGUUUGAGGAAGCAGCCCAAGGAAAGGAUGAUGCAGCAGCAGGGUUUGAGGACGAAGCCCAAGGAAAGGAUGAUGCAGCAGGGUUUGAGAAAGAAGCCCAAGGAAAGGAUGAUGCAGCGGGAUGUGGGGAUGGUGAUCAUGCCGCACCCAAGUUGAAAGGUGUAAAGCGCCGCCUCGAGUUCGACAAGUGUGAGGAAGCCGGUGAUGAGCUAUGGCCAGGAGUGGAGGAUCAGGCUUCCACGCGGGACACGUGGGAUGCCAUGGAUGCAGAUGCCGAGCCACCUGCUGGUUUGGUUGUGAAGAAGAAGAAAAGAAAGAUGAAAAAGAAGGGUGGCAGGAAGUCAAAGAGGAUUGUGGCAAAAACCCCAGCGAAAAAGAAUGAUGAUGAGGCAGCCUCGGCUGGGCAGGAUGAGCCCGAGGAGCCGGUGCCGGCUGGAUCACCUGCUGGGGUGGUGCCUGCUUAUUACAAGUCGAGUGGAUGGACCCCUCGGCUAGCAAAGUGUAAGAGGAAGUCCAAGCCAAAGUAUGACACCGACAACCCCAUGCCAAAGUCAAGAAAACAGAUUGAGGCGAAGAAAGAUGUGAUUCUCAAGGACCUCCGACAAUUGCGGUUGUUGGACAAUAGUAUGCUGCUGCCGACAGAUUUUUCGAACAUUGUGUCCUUCACGCUGAAUCCCUCCCCGAAGGUCGUGGAGGAGAAUGGAUAUGAUGGUGAGGGUGCACGCUCCAUCGGGGUGCUGUUACAAGGUGGCUUUUAUGUGGCCAAUGUUCCACCUGCACGUCUCGCUGCUAUCAACAAGUAUACCACGAAUGCCGGUCUCAAGGCAAACAAAAACGACGGUGUGAACCUGUCCUGGAAAAAGGAAGAUCUGGGAGAUCUGCAGAGAGUGUAUAGACUUGCCAAGAAAGUGGCAGGCUGGCUGAAGCCAUACUGGCCUCUUCCGAAGCCCACGAAGAAGUAG
Symbiodinium necroappetens is the source of this 2685-nucleotide messenger RNA. NCBI's taxonomy places the organism in Eukaryota, Dinophyceae, Suessiales, Symbiodiniaceae. The record is from the annotation of a GenBank genome assembly.